AUGUCAGAUGAUGAGAUUAAGCAGUUGUGCUUAAUGGAUAUAGACAAGAUCUUACAUUCCUAUGGUAAGACCUUGAAAGACUAUCCUCCUAUGCCUUUAGCAACUGAAGUUGAUAAUUCUUUGUUAACCGAAAGGGUUAUAAGGGAAGAGCUAAACUUUAACAGGGAUGAUUUAAAGAAAAAUGCCUCAGACAUGUUAGCCAUCACAACACCUGAGCAGAGAUAUGCAUUCGAUAAAAUUGUUACAGCUGUGUAUUGUGAUGAAGGGGGUUUUUUCUUUGUGUAUGGUCAUGGAGGUACUGGAAAAACAUUUCUCUGGAACCUUAUGUCUGCUGAGAUUCGCUCAAGGGGGAAUAUAGAGAGUCAACUAGAUCUCUAUGGUCCUGAAUUACUGAAUAGCAUAAAUUGCUCUGGUUUGCCUCCACAUAAAUUAAUACUCAAGGUUGGUGUUCCGGUGAUGUUACUGAGGAAUAUUGACCAAUCCAGUGGUCUUUGUAAUGGUACAAGGCUACAAGUUAGGAAGCUUGGAAAUCAUGUCAUAGAAUGCGAAGUCUUAACGGGUAAUAAUGUUGGUCAUAUUGCUUUGAUUCCAAGAAUGAAUAUGGUACCAACAAAUGAAACUGUCCCAGUUAGAUUCCAACGAAGACAGUUUCCCAUAAUAGUAUCGUUUGCCAUGACAAUUAAUAAGUCUCAGGGACAAACUUUAUCUCAUGUUGGAUUGUACUUGCCCGGACCAGUUUUUACACAUGGCCAACUAUAUGUGGCACUUUCAAGAGUUAAGAGUAAGAGAGGUUUAAAAGUUUUACUUAUGAAUCACGUAGGAAUGUCUGCAAAUUCAACUAUCAAUGUUGUUUAUAGAGAAGUCUUUGAAAAAAUAGUAUUCUAA
Arachis ipaensis is the source of this 885-nucleotide messenger RNA. Lineage: Eukaryota; Viridiplantae; Streptophyta; Magnoliopsida; Fabales; Fabaceae. The record is from RefSeq and is a predicted model, not a curated record.